AGGCUCUCUCUUCUAUAUAUGAAUAGUAGACUAACGCUGCAUGACUAUUGGCUGCAGCUGAGGUUCGCGUUGCUGAUUGGCUGAGCAAUACUGUGAUAGAGAGACCAAGGCUGAAUGUUCCAGAAUUGUCCCUGAGAUUGAUCAUUGAGCUUUAUCUCCUGAGCAAUUCUUGAGCAUUGCAAGCACUAAAGCAACUUCUACUGCACAAUAUCUGAUCAUCUAUUCAGAGCACAACCUGUAUUUUUCGCUGCAGCUGAACGUCUGGUUUUGGAUUUUCUCCAAGCAGCAGUUCUUCUGUAUUGUUCUACCCACCCUUUCCAAACCCCAUCCCCUCCCCAACCCCUCACCCACCUCAAAAAAAAAAAAAAAAAAAAAAAAUCAUUUUAAUACUAAGUUGACCAUUUGUGUUCAAACACUACUGUUCUUGUAAUACUAGGUUACUAACUUGUUUAUUCUGCUAUUGUUCUUUUAUUUGGAAAAAAGUGUGUUCCUAUUAACACUAGAUUCAUAAUUUGUUUUAUUUGCUACUGUUCUUUAAAAAAAAAAAAAAAAAAAAAAAAAAAAGCUUAUUAGCUGUAUUUGUAAGUCGUUCUUUUUCUUGUCAUUUAACUAACUUGUUUGUUUUCUUGAGAAUAUUUUGCAGGUUGUAUUGCUUCAGCAUUUCGUGAAGAUGCCUCGGAAAGGUAGGAGAUCCCGGGCUCAAAAAGUUCGUUGGACAAAGUUAGACCUGACAGGACAGACGAGCGUCAGUAAAGGUGUUGCUCAGGAUUCUGAUGGACAGCAGUAUGAAGAUGGUGACCGCACAUCUAGAGUUAUAUCCGUGCAGGCGUCUCACUGCCAGAAUGAUGCAAGGUAUGAUGUUUUCUCACGAAACACUCAGUGCACAUGUAUAGCGCUGACAUUCCUUGCGUACCACAGUGAGGGAACUUUGUUCGAACAGCCUGAUCUUGACAGGGUGCUAGAGGAAGGGGAUGCUUUGUAUGUUGGCAUUAAAAUGCAACUUAUUGCUGAAGGAAGAUUCCGACAGGAUCUUCUAAGCAUGGCUGAAGUACCUGUGAGCAUCUCGACUUCUAACCACAACUACAGCGUCCAGAAGUCAGAGGUGGUGAUGGGCUAUCUGAGAGACAGAGGAACUCAGGAAAUGGAUGCGUGGUGGAUUCCUCUUGAUGAAAGACUUCAGUGUCUCUCAACAGAUGUCAGUCAUGCACUGCUUAUUGUUUCUCCAGAGUGCUUUGCUGUGUUCAGAGACAGAUCUGGAAGAUAUGGAUAUUUUGAUUCACAUUCCAGAACUGCUGAAGGUUGGCCACAUCCUACUGGUGAUGGAACAGCAGUUAUGCUUACUUUCACCAACCUGCAUGACAUGACCAACAGAUUACUUGAGCUUUUUUGGAAUCGUGGUCCUCAAGCUUGCUAUGAAUUCAUGGCUGUUUCAUUUGAAAUGGAACAACAGUCUGAGGAACCAUGCUCAUCAGCAGCAUGUGUGACACCAUCACUAGUGACCUCACCUCUGCCAAAACCACCAAAAACUUCUGACAUUAGAAUCCCUGAAAAUCUUGUUCCGACAGAUGACAACAACCAAAGUGUCAUCAAGGUUUUAAAAAGAAACAAGCAGCGAAGAAGAAAAGAAGUCCGUAAGAUUGCGAAUAAAAAGAAGGAAGGGAGACUUGAGAAAACACAUUUUGAAGUCCAGGCAAAAAAAAAAGAAUACGAGAGAAAGAAAUAUGCCACCAAUUUGGAGUUUCAGAAGAAAAAAAUAGAGGGUACCAAAAAGAAGUAUGAUCAAAAUCCUUUUGCCAGAUUCAAAAAGCUAGAGUAUAUGGUGAAGAGGUACAAAACUGAUGUUUCCUUCCAGAAAAAAAAGAAGGAGUACAUGGUCAGGAGGUACCACACUGAUGAUCUUUUCCAGAAGAAGAUGAAGGACUACAUGGACAGGAGGUACCACACUGAUGCUCUUUUCCAGAAGAAGAAGAAGGACUACAUGGUAAGGAAGUACCACACUGAUGAUCUUUUCCAGAAGAAAAUGAAGAACUUCAUGGCCAGAAGAUACGCAAGUGAUUCCGAGUUUAGGUCACAUCACAUUCUACAUUGUACUCUCCAGAAGAAACAGAAGUGUCUCACCGAUGCUGGAUUUCAGAUUCUGCACAAGUUGAGGUGUGCCUUAAGGAUCAAGAGAAAAUACAAGCCAUACAUUAGUUUCAGCCAGGAUACACCCAAUUCUGAUGCGAGAAACCAGCCUGUGUCCAACAGCUUGAUUCAAAAGGCCAUAUCUGCAUUUCGGUGUCAAAUUCAGCAUGGUCCGACUUACAUCUGCACAGUCUGUCACAGGACUCUUUUCCCAAAUCAGGUUAAGAUGUGUAAUAGAAGACGUUACGUCAAAAAUGUUCAUAUUACAGCCUUUUGCUUAACCGGGAAAUAUAUACAUGCAUGUGACAGUGCCUGCUGUGUUCCUUGUGCAGUUCCAGAUGAGCGAAGACAGGAGUGGAUCUGCCACACCUGUGACAGCCAUCUGAAGAGAGGAUCCAUGCCUUCUAUUGCAGCGGCAAACAGACUUGAAUUGCCACCCAUCCCUGCAGAACUGCUUGAGCUGAAUGUUCUUGAACGUCAGCUUAUCGCCAAAAUUGUUCCUUUCGCUAAAAUAGUUGCAUUGCCCAAAGGACAGCAACGAUCAGUUUAUGGUGCUGUUGUGUGUGUGCCCUCUGAGGUAGAGAAAACCGUAAACUGUCUCCCAAGGCCUAACAGUGAUUCCCAGCUCCUACAGGUGAAGCUGAAAAGACACAUCAAGUUCAGAGGAUACCAACACUUCCAUACUGUGAAUAUGCACAAUGUGCUAGCAGCGUUAGCAAGACUGAAAGCGAUGCAUUCAGAAUACAGGGACAUCUUGAUUAGUGACGCUACCACAUUUGAAUUUCUCCCUAAUGAUGAGCUGAAUGCCACAGAGGAGAAACAGGAAGUUGUUGUCUCUGAACAGGAUGAGCAGCAUGUCAGCACAGAAGAAAAGGAUGAGCUCAGGCCUGGCCUAACUCUGGACACAUGCAUGCAGCCACUCGACAUUGGACAGGACUUGCUGUCGUACGGUGAGGGAAUCUUCAGCAUUGCACCUGCUCAAGGGAAAAAGCCAGUCGGAUUUUUCAAGGUUCCCAAAUUGGAAGCCAUGGCCUUCCCCGUACAGUUUCCCACUGGACAGAACACAAUUGAUGAGGCACGACAAGUUGCAUUAUCACCAAGCAUGUAUUUCAAUGCUAGACUGUUCUGCGUGGAUACUCGUUUUGCCAAAGACCAGAGUUAUCUCUUCUUUGCGCAGUUUGUCACUGAAACGCACAUGGCUAGAAACAGCAUGUCUAUCCAGUUGCGAAAGGGCAAACCCGUUACAAAAGAUGGACGUAGAAUCUCCAACAAGCUUCUUCAGGAUGAUCUUGAGGUCGAAAGACUGGUCCACAGCCGUGACGCAACAAGGUUUAUGCCAACCCCUGAGAGGCACUCCAUCUUAUUGGGAGAAAACGUUGAGAGAUCUACAGGCCAUGAUCAGGCAGUUAGGAAAUCCUACUUUUUUUUGCACAUUCAGUGCAGCCGAAAUGCGAUGGCCAGAAGUGAUAACGGCAAUCAAGGCUCAGCAAGGUGA
Molecule: messenger RNA, 3619 nt
Organism: Carassius auratus (goldfish)
Lineage: Eukaryota; Metazoa; Chordata; Actinopteri; Cypriniformes; Cyprinidae
Exons: 6
Coding region: 671-3619 (982 amino acids)
Source: RefSeq, a predicted model, not a curated record